AUGUCAGAAACCCAAGCCAUUUCCGAUUCCGACUUUUACACCAAGAUUGGCCUCAGGAAAAACUCCGACGGUUCCUUCACACGCAUCAGGCCAAUAGUUGAUGAGACGCCGGCCUGCCCCGAUCCACCUCUCUCAGUUCCCAUCCUCACCAAGGACGUCCCUAUCAAUCCACAAAACAACACGUGGGCCCGUCUCUAUCUCCCCCGAUCCCAACUCCAAUCCUCCACCAAGCUUCCACUCAUACUCUUCUUCCACGGCGGAGGCUUCACCGUGGCCAGCGCAGCCUCAUCCUUCUUCCAGACCUUCUGCUCCGAGAUCACCCUCCACCUCCACGCGCUCAUGGUGUCGGUCGACUACCGCCUCGCGCCGGAGCACCGCCUCCCCGCCGCCUACGAAGACGGCAUGGAGGCCCUGCUAUGGCUCAAAUCCGGCGACGAGUGGAUCACCGACCACGCCGACCUCUCCAACUGCUACAUCAUGGGCAACAGCGCGGGCGGUAACUUAGCGCUGCACGCGGGACUGCAGGCGUCGCGGCGCGUGGAGGAGGUGGCGCCGGUGAGGAUCCGAGGGCUGAUCCUGCACCAGCCUUUCUUUGGCGGGGUGGAGCGGACAGCGUCGGAGAUUCGGCUGGCGGAGAAUGAGAUAAUCCCGUUAUAUUCGACUGAUAUAGGUUGGGGUAUGGCGCUGCCGAUUGGGGCUGAUCGUGACCACGAAUUCUCGAAUCUUCGUAAGGGAUUAUUCUUGGAGGUGGAUAAGGUUGUGAGUGAAGGGUGGAGGAUUUUGGUGUCGGGAAAUGAAGGUGACCCCUUGAUUGAUCGUCAAAGGGAGUUGGCCAAAUUGUUGAGAGAGAAAGGUGUGAGGGUGGUGGAAGACUUUAGAGAGGAAGGCUAUCAUGGGAUUGAGUUCUAUGACCAUUCCUUCACUCUUUCACUCUGUCCUAUUUUGAAGAGUUUCAUUCUUGGUGUUUAA
This is a messenger RNA of Salvia hispanica, 969 nucleotides long. The record is from RefSeq and is a predicted model, not a curated record. Lineage: Eukaryota; Viridiplantae; Streptophyta; Magnoliopsida; Lamiales; Lamiaceae.